UGACUACAAUCACACAACAAACAUGGCGUCGCCGGAUCGGCAUCAAGAGCGUGAAUCACUGAAGAAUAAAACUAGUCAAGAUGACGGAGGAAAAAAAUCUGGUCCAAUAUCUUUCGGUUUUAGUAAAACAUUGAUCAAGGUUAAGUCCGGAAAAGCGGAGGAGCGAGAUUAUUUAGUUGAAGUCGAAGGAAAAGAACUUAAAGGAACCAAACCGGUGGAGAAACCGAAGGAGCUGGUCAUCCCGUUGAUCCACAAGAACCGCUGGUACCGGCAGGAUGCUGAGCGAGGCGACAAGAGCAGCGAAGACAAGAGCAGAGGUCCGUCCCGGGAGGAGCAGGACACCGUGGAGUCUCUGGCCGUCAAAGAACUCAUCGAAGAGUCUCAAAAGCACCAGGAGAGAUGGAAGAACGGACAGCAGAUGGAUCCAAACUUCGCCAUUCCUCUUCUCAUGCAGAACCAGGCCCCUGAGGGAUUUGAGGAUGGAGACAAAGUCAAAGUGGAUUUGCGACCAGAGUCGUCCACAGAGGCUGACUAUGAACGUGUUCCUGUGGAGGCUUAUGGGCUGGCCAUGCUGAAGGGAAUGGGCUGGAAGCAAGGAGAAGGAAUCGGACGCACGUUUAAACAAGAUGUAAAGCCCAUAGAGCAUGAGUUAAGGCCUAAAGGGCUUGGUUUGGGAGCAGAUCGCUCUGCUAUUAAAGACCUAGAGCCCGGCGUCCCCAAGAGACCCCCUAAACCCGGUGAGGAGAGGAAAGAAGAGGAGACGCUGGUUCUGGGACCUGGAGGAUGUGUGCAGGUCCUGGCAGGAGCACACAAAGACCUGUAUGGGAAGAUCGAGGGAGUGGAUCCAGAUAACGCCAGAGUUGUAGUCAAACUGGCCAUCGGAGGGAAGACGGUUACCAUUAUUCAGCACUCUUUAAAAUUAGUCACCCGUAAGGAAUACGACAAAUACAGCAAAGACCUCAGUCGUCUUAGUAAAGCACACAAGGACAAAGAGAGAGAAAAAGAGCGGGAACAGCAGAGGGAACGGGAGGAGAGGUUAAACGGCAAAGAUGACAGAGGAAAGACGGACAGGGAUCGAGAACGGGAGAGGAACCGAGACAGAGAUCAGAAGAAACGCAAACACAGAGACUCAAGUACAGACAGAGAGAAGCAUCCGCCAGUAAAGGAGUCGAGGCCCACACCCAGCCCCUCGUGGCUCCAGAGAGACCUCCGUGUGCGAUUCAUAGAUAAAGCAUUCAAAGGAGGCAGAUACUACAACUCUAAGAUGAGAAUCGAGGACGUCUUGACGCCUCACACCUGUGUGUGUCGUACCGAGGAGGGCAGACUGCUGGACGAUAUAAGACAGAAGAUGCUGGAGACCAUUGUACCCAAGAACGACUCGGAGUAUAUUAUGGUGGUUCUGGGAGAACACAGAGGACAGGUGGGCCGCAUCCUGAAGCGCGACCGAGAGAAGUGCCGAGCCAUGGUUCAGCUGGAGCGGUACGAGGAGCAGGUGUUCGCUCUCGACUACGACUCCAUCUGUCAUUACGUGGGCGGAACUGAACACUGAGAGGCCGAAUGAAUACGACGCGCCCUUCAUCAUCCCAGUCUCAUUCUGACAGCAACACGAGUUGUGAUUGGCCGCUUUUCCCUACAUUGCUAGAGACCAACAUAUCGGAUGCAUCACAUUUUUUAAUACAACCAAGACUUAAUUUAUUUUGCUAGUUGUGGUGGUGUAUUUUUAAAUGCGAGUUUAGAGCCAAAUGUGGAGUCAUAACUUCUUUGUUGCGCUGUGACAGUGCCGUAUCUGUAUAACUGGGUGGAUCUUAAAGCAACAUAAUGUCCUGUUAAUAAGUCUAUGUUGCCAAGUGAAGAAGUAGUGCCAUGUUUCUCUCCGUAUAGUGAUAACGGACGUCUACACUGGUCGUCGGUUCAGGAGCAUCGGCGUUUGAGUGUCAGGGAAUUUACAUUUCAACCCAAUGUAAUUAGGGAUAAAAAUGUCACUGCCAGUUAAUUAGGAUCAAAACACUUCUGAAACUCUGCUCUGGCUUCUUAGUCCAAUAAAGAUGUCGAUUCAUGUUCAGUCUAUGUACAGAGUUAUACACAAGCCACCUAGAAUUUCCACUUGUUAUCCUUUUAUAAUAAAAUGUUCAAAGUCCUUCA
Puntigrus tetrazona (Sumatra barb) is the source of this 2142-nucleotide messenger RNA. RefSeq names its product G patch domain and KOW motifs (gene gpkow). The record is from RefSeq and is a predicted model, not a curated record. Gene Ontology annotation, cellular component: spliceosomal complex. Gene Ontology annotation, molecular function: nucleic acid binding. Gene Ontology annotation, biological process: mRNA splicing, via spliceosome. NCBI's taxonomy places the organism in Eukaryota, Metazoa, Chordata, Actinopteri, Cypriniformes, Cyprinidae.